Molecule: messenger RNA, 1031 nt
Organism: Cylicocyclus nassatus
Lineage: Eukaryota; Metazoa; Nematoda; Chromadorea; Rhabditida; Strongylidae
Source: the annotation of a GenBank genome assembly
AUGGAAUUGGAGUUGCAUGCAACACUUUCCGUAUCUGCAAUGGAAGUGAAUUUGGAGGAUGGAGAAGUGCAACUUCUCGCUGAAACGGAGGUAAUGGACGUGUCUGCCCCAGUGAGGCCGCCCUCAAAUUUCAGCCACUCGCGCCCUACGCAAGCCUAUUACGUGCCGCGUCGUCUCCUGGAGGGUGGUCGCGGUCCACAUCCGGCCAGCGAUGGAAAGCCUUCGGAUGCUUUCGUCUCUGCCGAUGCACCGCCAACUAUGGCAAAGCAACGAUCAAACACUGAGGUGCGUACACCGUCAAGCAAAACCAUCGUGAAGACAUUUAUUGAACCGCGCCCAUUAAUGGCUGACCUCUUGCCUAAACCCGAUUCUCUUAAGGAGAAACGUCGCCCACCACGACUCCCACAACAACCGAUAGCCCCAUCGCAAGUGUACACGAGAAUACCUCAACAGCCACAACCGUUCGCGCCCCGGAUCGUUAACGGACCACGUGGUCCCCUGUCCAGACCAAACGCUUUCUGUCCGCUUCCGCCUCCGCAGAAGGACGUCUGCAUUUGUGACCGUCCAAAUGCACAUGUGAUUUGCAAGCGAUGUGGCUAUGAAUGCAUUGGACGAGUCCAGCUGAGUGUGGUAAUCCCAUCUGUAGGAGUAUACAGAUUUUCGAAGCUGUCUCGUUUAACGACGGCGAGAUCCUCCCGUAGCCGUAGCCUACCACCUCUGCGCCAUACCACACGGUUCAUUGUCGAUUUGCUCUCUGUAUCCUUCAGCUCUCAUUAUUACUGCCUGCGAGGCUAUAGAUUUUAUUAGCGCAUUGGAGAGCUUCGGUUUCAUGUUGUCUGCGCGCCUUUCUAAGCGAUGUUUUGACAUCCUUAUUGGAUGUGGUAUGGGUUUAUAUUCACCAUUUUUGCAUUGUGUCUUUUGCGCUAUGCAUUUACUUGUUAUUUGUUUGUAUUGUAAAUGUUUCGUCUGUGAUUUAUAGCAACGCAUAGGACGAUUGCUUUUCGAUUUUUUAUUGAUUUUUAUUAUCCGCU